Eriocheir sinensis (Chinese mitten crab) is the source of this 5805-nucleotide messenger RNA. RefSeq names its product recQ-like DNA helicase Blm. NCBI's taxonomy places the organism in Eukaryota, Metazoa, Arthropoda, Malacostraca, Decapoda, Varunidae. The record is from RefSeq and is a predicted model, not a curated record. Gene Ontology annotation, molecular function: nucleic acid binding; ATP binding; 3'-5' DNA helicase activity. The coding region runs from base 159 to 4802 and encodes 1547 amino acids. The transcript has 26 exons. Gene Ontology annotation, cellular component: chromosome; nucleus; cytoplasm. Gene Ontology annotation, biological process: double-strand break repair via homologous recombination; DNA replication.
CUGUAUAUGAUGAAGUAUGGCAACCCUUACUGGACAACCUACGUAUUAUACGAGAAUCAGACGCGUCCACUGUUUCCUGUUUGGUGGACUGGGACAUAUUUCAUGGCUUCCUAGACCGUCAUACGGCAAAGUCCUCCUCUUGACUUUCUAUUGUAAAGAUGUCUCAGUCCAGAUGGAGAGGAGCAAAACGCCUUUCCCCUCGUCAACGACGUCUCAAUGACUUCUUCUCGCGCUCUCAAAGCAGUCCAAAUCAAAUGAACCAAAGAAGUUCAUUGGCUAACAUUAGGACUGCGGCUGGCCGUCCAGUUGCUGCUGUGUCGCCGUUAGCAGGUCCAUCCAGGACAAAUCUUGAAGAUGAUGAUGAUGAUGAUGAUUUUCAGAACAUCAGCAUUCCAACAUAUUUUAAGGCAAAGUCUGUGGAAAAACAUACAGUGAAUAAGAAAGCCAAAGAAGAAAUUGAUGAGGAAGACGAGAAAACUGUGCAAGCAAUUCGUAAAUCAACAAGUCAAAUCAUUGUGUCAGAUGAUGAUGACGACCUUGAAGAAACAAUAGAAGACUCAUCACCCAUUAAAAAACAGAUUGAUGAAGAGUCAGAAAAUGGAUUUAUCAUUGAAGAUGAUGAUUUCUUUGACGAUGACUUCAGUGAAAGUGACAUGGGACCAGAUGUGGAGUCCUAUAAUUGUCAGCAGACCGCUGCCAGUACAAGUGCAGUCCCUAAUGCAACCCAAGAUGUGGUGGCUCCAUCUCAAGACUUCUUUCAGACCCUUAAUAGCCAGACUCAAUCUGAUUACAUAGACUGUGGACUCCCCUCCCCUCCAACAUUACUUCGCAGCACUCAAGCCAAGGUUGAAAAUGUUGCAUUGCCUACAUUCCCAGUCCCACAGAGCACAAAGCAACCAGCAGCUGCCUCCAUAAAGAUCUUUGGGUCUCCCUUAGAAGUUACAAGUGCGGACAAAAUUUUAAAACAUCCAAUUUUUAGGAUUUUGGAGUUUGAGGAUGAGGACUUCUCUAUUCUUGCUGGUCUCAAAACGUCCAUACUUAACAUCAUGGCGAAGCUCUUGAUGAGUUUGCCAAUGGAAACUUUGGAGAAGAUUCCUUCGUAUGACACUGCUGAACAUGAAAAGGCAAUCAUUGCAUACAAUAAAAUAAUGAAUUGUUUGAAAAACUAUAAAGAGUUGCAGAAAAAGAAUUUAUCAAUAAAUGAAACUGAACCUCAGGCCCGUGCAAACAUUAGUCCACUCUGCCUCAGCCCCAACGACAAACACUACAGAUUGUUGGACCAAAGGGAAAGUGGAAAAACCUUUGCUAGAGAUUUGAGCUAUAAGCCUGAUCCCCACAAGGUGAAAGAAGCAGGCAGUAAAGCAUCACCUGUGUUGAACACCAGCUCCUUUGAAUCUCAGAAAAAUGGCACAUGUAAAAAACUGUUUGAAUCGCCUAGUAUUUCAUCUCCAAGUAUUUUAAGUAAAGAGGUCAAUGCUCAAGCACAACAAUCCAACACAAAAAGCAUUCCUUGUGGCUCCAGAAAUAUACCAAAUGUAACAAAAUUUAGUGAAGUUUCAAAUAGUGCAGCAAAGUGUACAUUCCCUGAGCCCCAGCAGACUAAUGCUAGUGUGUCAUUUAAAACGCCACAGGCCCCUCCACACCGCAAGUUCUCAUUUGGAAAGCAUAGAGACUUUGAAUCGGAUUCCAACAAUUCUUCAUCUCCAGGCAGCGAAAGUGGACUGAAAGCCAUUAACACAAGUGGACUGAAAGCCAUGAACACAAGUGGACUGAAAGCCAUGAACACAAAGCCCAUGUUUAGUCCAAGUAUCACCUCUAGGGCUGUGAAUGCUGGUGCCUCGGUGUGUGGGGGCAACAGUGAUUGUGGGACACCUACCCUCAAGUCUUUGCCUAACAGCGUCGGACGGUUAGGAGUAACUCAGCCCAUUGGGGUCUCCGGAUUCUUAGUUCGUCCUCAGCCUAAGAACACUACUUUUGCGCCUGCCAGUACUACAAAAAUACUCAGUAGUGCAAAUGAUGAUGAAUUUCCUCCUGACGACAUAACGGAAGAUGAUCUGAUUGAAACCGGAAGGCCAGGAGUGCCAGAAAGAGGCAUCGGGGGACCCAAGGAGAAUCUAGUUAGUACUCCAAGGAGCAAUGAGGUGGCACCUAUGACAAAAGUUCCCUCCAAGCCUUCCAACAUGUGGACGAAUGAAGAUGAAGAGGAGGAUGACGAUUUUGAUGAAAAUGUGUUACUAGGCUGCAUGGCCAGAGAAACCUCACGCAAAGAAAGAGAUGUCAGUGUGAUAAAGAAGAAAGUUGUUCCAGGCAACUCCAUUCCAAAGGAGAAAGACUACACCAAUGUUGUGUACAAGAGCCCAACCACAGGCACCCAAGCCUCCCCCAUGAAGACCUCCAGUGGCGCUCAGUUUUGUGGAGAUGUGAGGAAUGACGGCAUCACGGGAGAGUUCAGCGGCAUGAACUACCCACACUGCAAGAAGAUGCUUAAGAUAUUCCAUCAGUGCUUUGGUUUGAGGAGGUUUCGAGAGAACCAGAAGGAAGUUGUUAAUGCAGCUCUGCUGGGAAAAGAUUGCUUUGUUCUCAUACCCACGGGUGGAGGAAAGAGCUUGUGUUACCAGCUUCCAGCGUGUGUGACUGAUGGCGUCACCAUUGUCAUAUCACCUCUCAAAUCCCUCAUACUGGACCAAGUGCAGAAAUUAAAUUCCUUGGACAUUGCUGCUAACCAUCUGAGUGGGAACAUUAGUCUUCAAGAAGAGAACCAGAUCUACAUGGAUCUUUCAAGGAGAGAGAUAGGCUUGAAGCUCCUGUAUGUGACACCAGAGAAGAUCAGUGCCAGCCAAAAGUUCUCUGACCACCUGGAUCGGCUGUAUAAUCUGCACAAGCUCUCAAGAUUUGUCAUAGAUGAGGCUCACUGUGUUUCAGACUGGGGCCAUGACUUCAGGCCAGACUACAAGAAGCUGAAUGUGCUGCGGCAGCGAUUCCCUGGGGUGCCCAUCAUGGCCCUGACAGCAACAGCCACGCCCAGGGUCAGGGUUGACAUUCUUCACCAGCUUGGACUUGAAGCAGAGACAAAGUGGUUCCUCAGCAGUUUUAACAGAAGCAACUUGAGAUAUCAUGUUGUUCCCAAGAAAGGAAAAAAGGUUACCACUGAGAUAGCAGCCCUCAUAAACACAAACUACAACAAUCAAUCAGGCAUCGUCUACUGUCUCUCUCGCAAGGAGUGUGACACUGUGGCUGCAGACCUCACCAAAUCUGGGAUAAAGGCCAAAAGUUAUCAUGCUGGUUUGGCAGACAAGCUGAGAGGCAACAUCCAGACUCAGUGGAUUAAUGACAAAAUAAAGGUCAUCUGUGCAACAAUAGCAUUUGGCAUGGGCAUUGACAAGCCAGAUGUACGUUUUGUUAUCCACUACUCACUUCCAAAAAGCAUAGAAGGCUUUUAUCAAGAAUCUGGGCGUGCUGGCAGGGAUGGGGAUAUUGCGGACUGUAUGUUAUUCUACAGUUACGGAGACAUGCAUAGAAUCCGCAAGAUGAUUGACAUGGAUCAAGAAAACUGGCAGGCAAAGCAGACCCAUUUUGAUAACCUGUGGCGAAUGGUGGCAUUUUGUGAAAACAGAACGGAUUGCCGCCGCUCUCAGAUACUCAACUACUUUGGGGAGAUAUUCAGCCGAGAAGACUGCCAGCGGAACAGAGAGACGGCCUGCGACAACUGCAGGAGUUCAUCAUCCUUCAUACAACGUAACAUGAGCCAGGAAGUACGCACCAUUCUGGAGGCAGUUAAGCGGCUGUGCACCGGUGGCAGCACAUGGACCAACAACUUCACACUUAACCAUUUUGUAGAUAUCUUCAAAGGCUCCAAAGUAAAGAAAGUGUUGACUAAUGGCCAUGACCGGCUUCCCCUUCAUGGUCUUGGGAAAGACUUUGGGAGGAAUGAUGCUGAGAGACUGUUCAGGCGCCUGGUCCUUGAGGGUUAUUUGCGUGAAGAUUUGGUUGUAAGCAGGGAUGACUUGACCUUCGUGUACAUACGACCUGGCCAGAAAUGUGACAAGUUCCUCAACAACCCUAAUGCUACCUUCCAGUUUGAUGUAAUGAGUUCAAGACCUGCCAAACAAACCCCAGCUGAUACAGACUCCCAAUCUGCUGAUGAUGAUGAACUGAAGAAUAUUGAGAGGGAGUGCUACAAAGCCUUGCUGGGUGUGGUGAAGGAGACGGCUGCUGUCUUGGGCAUCAACUAUGCAAACAUUAUAAACAUGGUUGCACUCAGGUCUAUGGCAAAAGAACUACCUGAAACAGAAGAAGAGAUGUUGAAAAUACCCCAUGUGACGAAGGCCAAUUUUGAGAAAUAUGGAGAAGCCCUCCUGGAAGUCACCCGAAGAUACUCGGCUGAAAAGCUAGUUUUGCUGAGUGAUCGAGCAGAAGCAGAGAUGAUGGAAGACAACAAUUCUGAACUGAAUGAAAGUGGCGGCAGCAGCUGGAUGGAUGCAAUUAGUGCCCCAAGUCCUGGAGCUUCGCCAUACUUUGCCACAGGAAGCAGACAAGGAGGAUUUAGACGUGGAACCAAGCGAAAAGGGAAUUUUGGCGGGAGAGGUCGAGGAAGAGGUAAGAAGCAGAAGGCAGCAGCCAGCAAGGCAUCAGGUAGGAGUCCAGCUAAAAAAUCAAGAUUUGCGGCAUCCCGAGCCAGGGCAGCAUCAACCGCGGGAACAGGAAGAGGAGCAGGAAGAGGGACCAGUUCCUCUACUCUACUACAAAGACCAAAACAGCAAACGAGACCAUUCCUUCAGCAGUCUCGUGUUGUACAUUUCUAGUGUUUAUUUUAUGCCUGAAAUACAGUAGAACCUUGUUUAUCUGGUACGAAUGGGGGGGGAAGCUCGUGACAGAUAAACCGUUUUGCCGUUGUUUUGAGACUUGCUCUUAUGGAAUUGCCAAAACUUUCUUUUUUUUUACGUCCAGGCCUAUAGCGCCAGUAGACUUUCUUGGCUGAACCUAGUGGUUAGCACAAGCCCGUCAUGGCGCCGGCAAGUGUUUAUAAUAGCACCAUCUAUUCUUGGCUGGUAGCAGUGGAUUGGAAACCACAUCAUCUAGGACGCAGGUGAAACGCAGGAGCGGUACACUAACCACCCAGCCACCACCUCCCCAAUAGAAUAGAACCUCUGUAUAAUUGCUAAUAAAGUAAAUACAUCCUAUCCUACUGAAUAACGGGCCCAGUGGUCAAAAUUUGUUAAGUUACCCCUUGAAUGGCUUUUGCACCACCAUUUUCACCUCACUGCAGUUGAGUACAGUUCGGAAAUGUAUGGCCGGGUACAGACAUGCGACCAGAACACCGUAUUGUAACAAGGCCGUGUUACACGACGAAGAUAUGCGCACCAAGGGGAAAUAUCAAGUCCGUAACCGAACCUCGUCGCUUCGCAGACUUUCAUGCGUCCCAUCUCGCUGAAUUGGAGUCAGUUCAUGUUUGGAGGUUGUACUGUCUCUCCUGUUUUCUUAGCUAUUUCAGUCCGCGUAGCCUGCACCACUAACGGGCUGAGGCCGCCCACCUGGCCUCUCAAGACAAGUAAGCCUACAGGCGCUACAGGCAGCACGUAAGAAUAAAUAAAUAAAAAAAAAGUGUUGGAGGGGGGGGGGGGGGAAUUUGCAAAUUCAGGCCCCAGAAAUUUGCUGUUUUGAGGGUGCCUUUUUGAAUGCCGGAUAAACGAGGUUCUAUUAUAUGUUGAAUUGUUUUACUGUAUAUGUUGUAAAGGGGCCAAAGCUUUGCCCAAACUGGAUUGUCCCAGUUUUAACCAUUUAUAUUUUAAUUAUGACACAAGUAUA